Messenger RNA from Metarhizium album ARSEF 1941, 2286 nucleotides. RefSeq names its product WD40/YVTN repeat-like-containing domain protein. The transcript is spliced from 4 exons. Gene Ontology annotation, biological process: transcription initiation at RNA polymerase II promoter. Lineage: Eukaryota; Fungi; Ascomycota; Sordariomycetes; Hypocreales; Clavicipitaceae. Bases 1 to 2286 code for a protein of 761 amino acids. Gene Ontology annotation, molecular function: RNA polymerase II general transcription initiation factor activity; protein binding. The record is from RefSeq and is a predicted model, not a curated record. Gene Ontology annotation, cellular component: transcription factor TFIID complex.
AUGAGCGGGCAACCACCAGCUGCCGCGCCAGCUGCAAAUUAUGCCGCGCAGCCGGCAACCUCACCAACUGUUCCAGCAGCGGCGGCGGCGGCGGCGGCAGCAGCAGCAGCUGGCAAUGCUGGCACCACUGGUGGUGCCAUGUCAAACCAGAAUCUCAACCAGAUCGUAACCGAUUAUUUGCUCAAGAGAGGAUUUAAUCGCACUGAGGAGGUAUUUCGACAAGAAUCUAAACACUUGGGGCCAGAUGGAAAGCCCAUCCAGCAACUGGCAAACAUCGGUCCCAAGAAAUAUCAGAAAGCUUUUCAUCUUUUGAAGGAAUGGGUAGACAACAAUUUAGAACUGUACAAGUUUGAGCUGUCAAAGCUUCUCUGGCCCAUUUUUGUAUACUCCUUCCUUGAACUCGCUGGACAUGGCUACACAGAUGACGCCAAAACAUUUCUCAAAGAAUUGAGCAAUUAUUUCCAACCUGUACAUGCGGAUGACCUCAGGACAUUCUCCACAAUAACAUUACCUCAGCAUGUCGCUGAGAACCCUACCGCGAAGCUGUACAAGGAGAACAAGUACCGAAUACCACUUAACCAACACGCCACCGGCGAUUUAUUCAACUUUCUGGAGAGAGAGUCCGAGCAAGGGGGCUCCGUCAUUCGUCAGCUUCUUGUUAGCUUUUGUCAAAUUGACUCAACUGCCCGCGGGCCCAUUACUCCUUUCAGCUUCGAAGCCGUCUUCAGACGUUCUAAGAAUGCUGACAUUGAAGAAGUUGAUGCCAAGGAGGGUAUCCCUGGAGUCAACAUCGGUCUUUCGAACAAAGAUAUACUCGACCCUGCUCAGCCGCUUAAACUGGGACCUCUGCCAAUGGAUUCUGAUUUGCGGGAUGAUGUACGCGCUGAGAUUGAGGAUGAGGAAAAGCGAAACCCACCUGCCGAGGGCGCCAGUAGCAUCCUUGCAGACUUUGACCUGAAGAUCAAGCGCGAGGAAGAUGCAGAUGCCCCGAGCAGAGCCGAUCUGCCAUUGCCACCUUCCAGACCACGGGAUAUUAUGCUCGAAAUGCAAAAGGUCCGAGAGAACCGUGACCGGUUCAGGAUUGACGGCCGCACGGGCGGCAUUGGAACAUCCGUCAGUGCCUGCAUGUUUACGUUUCAUAAUACGUUUGGCACUGUGUCCUGCAUGGACUUUUCUGAUGACGGGCAGCUAGUUGCGGUCGGCACAAGCGAGUCUUAUAUUCGCGUUUGGUCGCUAGAUGGCAAGGGCCUUCCUACAAUGAACGCUCAUGAAAAAGAUGCCAAGUUCAACAGUCGCAAGUUGAUUGGUCAUGCUGCAUCAAUAUACGAUGUUUCCUUCUCCGAGUCGGCAUCUGGCCCCGCCCAGAGGCUCUUUGGUGACGAAGGCCGACAUAACCCUUUGAUGGAUGGAAGGCCGAAACUCCUGCUGUCCUGUUCAGCUGACGGCCAUGUGCGACUGUGGUCGUUGGAGUCCUGGGCAUGUCUCUGUCUCUACAAGUCUCAUGAUGGUCCUAUAUACCGGACGCUCUGGGGCCCACACGGACACUACUUCAUAAGUGGCGGUUACGACAAGGUGCUGCGUGUGUGGAUGCAAGACCACGCCUCACCACAACGCCUCUUGGUGGGACAUGAUACUGCCAUAUCAGCCAUUGCUUGGCACCCAAACGGCAUGUACGUAUUCUCUGCCUCUGACGAGACGGACAAGUCCAUUCGAAUGUGGUCUGUGGUAACCGGAGCCUGUGUGCGAGUCUUUGCCGGCCACACUGAUCACAUCACGGCUCUUGAGUGCGCUCCAAGUGGAAAGAUCUUGGCCAGUGCAGAUCUGGCGGGUAACAUCUUCUUCUGGGACCUUGCCAAAGGCACUCGUGUCAAGCGUUCCCGUGGCCAUGGGCGCGGCGGGAUUUGGUCGCUAAGCUUUAGUGUGGAAUCCAACGUCCUUGCUUCAGGCGGACAGGACGGUACAGUCCGGCUGUGGGACGUGGAAGAGCCAGUUGACCCUCAGAAGGCUGCCGCUCAGGCUGGUUUGGAGGCUGGGACCGCUUCGGCAGCCGCAGAUGGCUCUACUACGACCGGUGCAGCCACAGAUGCUUCUCGUUCCAAUGCCGCUGCCGGUCAAUCCUCGGCUGUUCCGACUUCCACUGGAACGCAAAAGAAGAAGGGCAAAGAAGUCAUGGUGACACAUGAUCAAAUCAGUGCCUUUCCCACCAAGAAGACUCCUGUUAUGAGGGUCAAGUUUACGCGAAUGAAUCUUGUCAUGGUUGGUGGCUGUUACGACCCCGAACGAUAG